Molecule: messenger RNA, 785 nt
Organism: Labeo rohita (rohu)
Lineage: Eukaryota; Metazoa; Chordata; Actinopteri; Cypriniformes; Cyprinidae
Product: putative ferric-chelate reductase 1
Exons: 6
Coding region: 50-748 (232 amino acids)
Molecular function (GO): oxidoreductase activity, acting on metal ions
Source: RefSeq, a predicted model, not a curated record
ACAACUUCACAAUCCCACUGCUGCUUCUGGAGGAGCAAACUCUUACACGAUGCACGUUGAGAUUCUUCUGCUGUUGUGUGUAUGUUGCGUGAGGAGGGUCACGGCCUACCCCGGUGGGCAAGUGGAGAAUUCAUGUGAAAGCAUGACCCCUAAUCACCCUGACUUUGAGCCCCAAACAGACGGCUCUCCUUACAAAGUCUUUGUGAACAGCACAACAUUCACGCCAGGACAAACCAUCACUGUAACCCUGCAGGCGGCGGAGAACACCUCCGAAUUCCAAGGCUUCAUGUUACAGGCUCGAGAGGUGCAUGGAAAAACUGCAGUGGGACGCUUUACAUUAAUAAACACCAACCAAUCCCGUGCCCUGAACUGCUUCAACAUAGAGAACUCAACUCUCAGCCAAGCAUCUGCAGACAAGAAAUCCCAGUUUGAGGCUACAUGGGAAGCACCAGCAAACUCCUCUUUGGAUGAUAUUCAGUUCUUUGUGACAUUUGUCAAAGACUAUACAGCGUUUUGGACCAUGGUUAACAGCUCUACAGUUCGGUCAAUUGGGAAUCAGUCUGCGCCGAGCACAUCACCAUCUCCUAACAAAACUACAUCUACAACAAUAAAACCACCAGCUGCUUCUCAGCAAACUAGUUCUUUACCAAAUUCCAGCCAUAAACAAACAAAUUUGAGUGCGAUGUGGCUGGGCGUAAUUCUCCACGCACUGAUUUUGCAUUCACUUUUUAUUUUGAGCAACCUUUGAUCAGUAUAAAUAGUUUUAGAUUAAAAGUAAUAAAACG